AUGAAAGAAAAAUAUACUAUUCUAAAAAAAAUUUUGAAUAGCAACCCUGAUAUCAGCUCUAAUGAAACAACUAUAUCUUGUUAUGAAAACAUUUUCUAUAAUUCUUCGAAUUCGUCAUUAAGUGAAAUAUAUAAAAAUGUAGAAAAAAAUAGAGAAAGUGAAUUAUUAAAUUCUCCUUAUUCAAUUGAUAAUUAUGAUUUAAAUCUCUAUAAGACAAAACAAAAAAAAAAUGUAAAAAAUCAUGAAAUCUUUGAUGAAAAUAAUUAUUUCAGUUUUAAAAAUAUAAAUGAUAAGCGUAAUUAUAACUAUAAAUACAUAAAUGAAAAAUAUAUGACAAAAAAAGCUACUGUAAAAGAAAAUUUUAAAAAUAGAACCUAUAACAUUGAAGAUUGCAUAAGAAAAAUUAAUAAUGCUUACAUGAAAGAAGCAAAAGAACAAAAAGAUAAAAAUAUAUAUGAUAUAAAUGAACGCAUAAAUGUUAAUUCAAACAAAUGUUCUUUAAAUGAAGAUGACUUUAGUGAUAGUCUGCUAUUUAGAAAUAAUUUUUGUGAGAAUAACUUUUUUCAAGAGAAUCUUCAUGAAGAAGAUUUAAUACAAGAGAGAAUAAAACUAAAAUAUAGUCAAAUGAAUAUAUCAAACGAUUUAUUAAGUAGUAACUUUGAAUAUUGUUGUGUUUUUUGUUCUAAAAUAACUCUAAUUGAAAAAAUUAAAAAAGUUAUGUUCAAUAAAAUAAAACCACUAUGUGCAAGUUGUUUUAAUAUUUUUUUAAAUUUGAUUAGAGUUAAUUCAAUUAUGUGUAUUUCCUGUUUUACAUCAUUUUCUCAUGAUUAUAAAAAUUCAAAAUGUGUAAUUUGCAGUAAUUUCAAUAAUUUAUUUUAUGGGAAUAAUAAAGAAAAAUUGGAUAUUAUUAGAAAAGAACUAAGAAUUUUUAGAGCAUUGCAUAAAUAUGAAUUUAGUGAAAAUUUAAAUUCAAAUACCUUUUUAAAUUUUUUUAUUAAUAUGAAUUAUUGUUUUAAAAAUUUAUAUUGUUAUUUUAGUACUCAUCAAACUUUCGUAAUUUCAAAAAACUAUGUCUAUGCAAAGUAUACGAUUCCUUUUUAUGAUUUGAUAAAAAAUUUAGAAAAAAACUCAAAAAUUAAAUUAGAAGACGAUAAAAUAAAUAAUAUAUUAGAUGAAAAAAAAGAAUUUUUAAAAAAUAAUUAUUUUCUAAAUGAAAUGAAUAAUAUAGGUUAUAACCUAAUUUCACACAAUAUAAAAGAAAUAAAUGUUAAUGAUAUUGGCUGCGAGAAAACAAAUGGAAUACAAAACAAAAAUGAUUUUCUGAAAAAUGAAUCGAAUCGUAAUAACAAUUCAAAAAAAAUAUUUAAUAAUGAUAACUUUUUCUUGAAUGAUUCUAUAAAUUCAUUUAAAAAAAAUAGAUAUUCUUCGGGAUCAAAUUUUUUUUUUGAUAACAAUAAUAAUGAUAAGCAUUCUUAUUUUAAUUUACAUAACGGAGAUGUGGAAAAAUACGGAAUAAAAGAAUUAAAAAAAAAAAUGGUAAGUAUCUCUAAAAUGGAAGAAAGAGAAAUAUAUAAUGAAGAGAUAGAAAAUGAAAAAUAUGGAAAAAAAGAUGAAGAUGAAUAUGAUAAAGAAGAAAAAGAGAAUUAUGAUAAUGAAAAAGAAGAAUUGUUUAAUCAAAAUAUGCAGAAAAAAUAUAGAGCAUAUGAGGAACAAAAAGGGAAGAAAAAAGAAUAUGAAUAUGAAGAACGUGAAGAAGAAAAAGAAGAACAACAUAAAAAGGAGUAUGAAGAAUUAGAACAAAAACGAAAACGAGAAUAUGAAAAAGAAUAUGAAGAAGAUGAAAAUGAAGAACAAGGAUGCGAAGAAAAGGAAGAAGAAGAACAACAACAAGAUGUAAAUGAAGAAGAAAAUGAAGAUGAAGAACAAGAAUAUGAAGAAGAAAAAGAAGAGGUAGAAGAAGAUGAAGAAGAUGUAAAUGAAGAAGAAAAUGAAGAUGAAGAACAAGAAUAUGAAGAAGAAAAAGAAGAGGUAGAAGAAGAUGAAGAUGAAAAUGAAGAAGAAAACGAAGAUGAAGAAGAUGUAAAUGAAGAAGAAAAUGAAGAUGAAGAACAAGAAUAUGAAGAAGAAAAAGGAGAGGUAGAAGAAGAUGAAAAUGAAGAACAAAAAUAUGGAGAAAGUGAAAAUGAAGAAAAUGAGGAUGAAGAAGAAGAUGAAGAACAAAAAUAUGGAGAAAGUGAAAAUGAAGAAAAUGAGGAUGAAGAAGAAGAUGAAGAACAAGAAUAUGAAGAAGAAAAAGGAGAGGUAGAAGAAGAUGAAGAAGAUGAAAACGAAGAACAAAAAUAUGGAGGUGAAAAUGAAGAAAAUAAAGAUGAAGAAGAAGAUGAAAAUGAAGAACUAGAAUAUGAAGAAGAGGAAAAUGAAGAUGAACAAGAAUAUGAAGAAAAAGGUGAAAAUGAAGAAAAUGAAAAUGAAGAACUAGAAUAUGAGAGAGAAAAGGAAGAUGAAAAUGAAGAAAUAGAAUAUGAAGAAGAAAAAGAUGAAAAUGAAGAACUAGAAUAUGAGAAAGAAAAGGAAGAUGAAAAUGAAGAACUAGAAUAUGAGGAAGAAAAAAAAGAUGAAAAUGAAGAACAAGAAUAUGAAGAAGAAAAAGAAGAUGAAAAUGAAGAAAUAGAAUAUGAAGAAGAAGAAGAUGAAAAUGAAGAGAAUGAAGACGAAGAACAAGAAGAAAAAGGAGGGGAAAUAAAAGAAGAUGGAGAAAAAUAUGAAUAUGAAAAAUUGGAAGAAAAAGAGAAAGAAAAAGAAGAAAAUGAAGAAGAUGAAAAUGAAGAACUAGAAUAUGAGGAAGAAAAAAAAGAUGAAAAUGAAGAACAAGAAUAUGAAGAAGAAAAAGAAAAUGAAAAUGAAGAACUAGAAUAUGAGGAAGAAAAAGAAGAUGAAAAAGAAAAAGAAGAAAAAGAAAAAUAUAAAUUUGAAAAAGUAAAAAAAAAAGAGAAAGAAGAAGCAAAAGAAGAAUAUGAAAAUGAAGAAAAUAUAAGAUAUGAUAAUAAAGAAAAAGAGGAAUACACAUAUGAAAAGGAAAAAGGAAAAUACAGUGUUUUAAAAGAAGAAUAUAAAGAAAAAUAUGGAAAAGAAAAAGAAUAUAAAAAUGAAAAAAAAGAGGAACAUAUAGAAGAGAAAAAAAGAGAAGAUAUUAAACAAAAAAUUAAGGGAGAUGAAAGACAAGAAGAAAUAGAGCAAAUUCAACCGAAACAAAAAAGAGGAAAUAUAAUGGAGCAUGAAGAAACAAAAGAAAAAUGUGAAGAAGAGCAUCAAAAAAGAGAGAAAAAACAAAAUUUAGAAAAAGAACAAAUAGAAAAAACAGAACAAAUUGGAGAAAGAGAAGAAAAAGAAGAAAAAGAAAAGGUAAAAGAAGAAAUAGUUGAUGAAAAAUUGGAGCAAGAAAUAAUGAAAGUAGAAGAAACAGAAGAAAAUGAGAAAAAAGAAAAAGAAGAAAACGUAAAAUAUGUAAAAGUAUUUGAAAAAAUUAAAGAAAAAAAUAGAGAUAUAAUGAAAAAAAUAUUAAAUAACGAAGAAGAGGAAAAGCUCACGAAUGAAAAUAUAUUAAGUUCAAAUAAUAAACUUCAGCAAUUUUUUGAUAUUUUUAGUGAUACAAUUAUUUCUAGUCUUUUAAAACUAAAAAAUGACAAAAUAAAAUCAUCUUUUUAUCAACUAAAGAAUUUUUUUAUAAAAUCAAAUAAUAAAAUUAAUUUAAAUAAAUAUAUUAAAAAGUAUCAUGGAAAAUCUGAUUUAAUAUCAUAUUAUAUUAAAUACAUGGACAGACAAGAAAAAGAAACAGAUAAACUAUUUCAAAAUUUAACAGUAACUCAAAAAGAAGUAGAAAUGUUCAAAAGAAGAUUUAAAAUAUAUUAUGGUAGUAAUGCAAAUCAAAGUGAUAUUAAUAAAAAUAUUUAUCUAAAAUCUAGAUUAUUAGACAGAGUUAAAUUAUUAUUAGAAAAUAAAAUAAAGAAUUUUGAUAAAGUUCAAAAAAAUGAAGAAAUUUAUGAAAUUAUUUAUGAAUUUAAGGAAUUUUUAGAAUUAUCAAUAAACUGCAAUUCUCAUGAAAGAAAUAGUUUAAUUGUUAACAGUUUUUUGAAAAAUAAAACUUUUGAAAAUAAAAAAUAUUCCCUAAGAAAAAGGACAAAUAAAUUCAAUAGCUUCAACGAAAAAUACGAAAAAUUUAGAAGUAGCUUAACUUCAGCAAAAAAAAUAAUGAUUAUUAUAUAUGAUACAUUUUAUAAAAAUGCUCACUUAACUAAUUUGGAUUCAUUUAAUAUAUUAAGUGAUAUUAAAAUGUUUAUAUAUGAUAAAGAAAUAAGAAAAAUAAAUAACAAUUUAAAUAAUCAUUUACAAUAUAAUGUUACAAAAAGAAUGAAUUUACUAAAGUGUAAAAAAGAGUAUAUAAUACCGGAAAUUGUUUGUGUGUUAAAUAUAAAAAAGAAAAAUUUUGAUAAUUUUUUAAUUAAAAAUGAAAGAAUGAAAAUAAUCAAUGCAAAUACUUUAAGUUAUUUGAAAGAAUUAUAUUUUUUUGAUUCUAUAUAUAUAAAUAAUAUAUAUUUUAAUGAAUUCAUGCCAAAUAUAGUAAGUAAAUAUAUAAACCAUUUUGUAAAUCAGAAUAAUACAGUAAUGUUUAAUUUUUCUAUUAAUUAUUUAAAAAACAAAAAAAUUUCAUUUUUUAAUUUAUUUCAUGAUUAUUUUAAUUUUGAUAAAACAAAAAUAAAAAAUGAAGAUGUAAAAAUAUAUGAUUCUUCUAUUUUACUUAAAAAAAGUAUUGAAUUCACUAAAAGGAAUAUUAAAAAAUAUAUAAAACAAAAUGGUACUAUGAAAAAAUCAAACAAACCAAUAAUAAACUCAUUUAAAAAAAAUAUAUCUUAUAAUAAUAAUUUUGAAACAUCAAAUAAUAAACAAGGUUAUAAAAAUGAAAUGCUUUUUAUAAAAAUUAUAAAUGAAUUAAAAAAUAAAUUAAAUGAAAUAUAUAAUGAUAAUUAUAAUUUAACAUUAAAUAUUUAUUCCCAAAAAAAAAAGCAACUUUACAAUAUUAGUAGAUGCAUAUUUAAAAAUAAUACUAAUAAAUAUGAAGAUGAUAUUAAAAAGGAUAAAAUAAAAAUAAAUUUUUCUAAUGAUAGCAACAAUAAAUAUCAUAAAUUAAACAAAAAAUUAAUAAAAGGAGAAGAAAAAGGAAAAUGCAUUCAUAACUAUGUAGAUAGUUGCAAUAGCACUUAUAAUGAUAGUUUGUAUUUAUAUAGUAUUGAUUUAAAAAGGAUAAAUAAUAUAAAUCAUUAUAUAAAUAACCACAAUAUAAGUAAAUUUAAAAAAUCGUCAAUAAUUUUUCUCAUAAAAUUAGAAUUAUCAUUACCUGAGGAUACCAAUAAACAAAAAGGGGAAAAAAAAAAAAUAUUUCAUUUUACUCUUGUUGAUAUAAAUGUACCAAUUUUCGAUAUAAUGAAAAGAAAUAGUGUUAAUUACUUAGCUGAGUUUAAAAAUAUGAGAAAUUUUGAAAAUAUUUUUAUAAAUUAUAUACAAUCUUAUUUUUUUAAUACAAGUAUAACCCUCUACUCGGAUAAUAUUUUAAAAUUUUUGUUUCAAAAAGAUCCUUAUAUAUGUUUUAUUUUAUACAUCAAUGACGAUUUUAUAUUUGAUCAUAACUUUAAGAAUACGAUAAUUAAUGAAAAAGAAAUGAAUAAUCAAAUGAAAAAUGAAAAAGACAAACGUUACAUAAUUUUGCAUUUGCUAUAUAUUUAUUAUUGGUGUAAUAUAUGUGAAUGUUUCAAUUUAACAAAAGUAAUUAAUUAA
Molecule: messenger RNA, 5829 nt
Organism: Plasmodium relictum
Lineage: Eukaryota; Apicomplexa; Aconoidasida; Haemosporida; Plasmodiidae
Product: conserved Plasmodium protein, unknown function
Exons: 2
Coding region: 1-5829 (1942 amino acids)
Source: RefSeq, a predicted model, not a curated record